Messenger RNA from Trichoderma harzianum CBS 226.95, 1344 nucleotides. RefSeq lists its product as hypothetical. The transcript has 7 exons. Gene Ontology annotation, molecular function: mRNA binding. The record is from RefSeq and is a predicted model, not a curated record. Bases 1 to 1344 code for a protein of 447 amino acids. NCBI's taxonomy places the organism in Eukaryota, Fungi, Ascomycota, Sordariomycetes, Hypocreales, Hypocreaceae. Gene Ontology annotation, cellular component: nucleus; cytoplasm.
AUGACUGGAACAGGAGCUGCACCAGCUGGUGGUCCCACUGGCAAUUACGCGGGACAGCAAUCCCAUCGAUCAUACGAAGAACGGGCCGCAGCCCGAGAGCAGAUGAUGAGCAACAUCCGAGAGACGUCCCAGCAGGACCGCCGCGUCUAUGUCGGCAAUCUCUCAUACGACGUCAAGUGGCAUCAUCUCAAGGACUUUAUGAGACAGGCUGGAGAGGUACUCUUUGCCGAUGUACUAUUACUUCCAAAUGGAAUGUCGAAGGUGGGCUUCAUCGCAAUUGUGGAAUAUGCUACAAGGGAGCAAGCUCAGCAGGCUGUUACUCAACUCAGCAACCAGAACCUAAUGGGUCGCCUUGUCUACGUUCGAGAGGAUCGCGAAGCUGAACCUCGCUUCAUCGGCGCUACGGGAACCAGCUCCCGCGGCGGAUACGGUGGUGGUGGUGGUGGUGGCGGCAUGCCCGGCGGAGGAUUCAACGCUGGAUAUGCUGGCGGUCCCCCCGGCGGUGGUGGUGCUGGUGGAGGCGGCGGUGGCCGCCAAAUCUACGUUGCCAACCUCCCCUACAAUGUCGGCUGGCAGGACUUGAAAGACCUUUUCCGACAAGCAGCCCGAAUUGGCGGAGUGAUGCGUGCUGAUGUGCACGUCGGUCCCGACGGCAGACCUAAGGGUUCAGGAAUCGUCGUCUUUGAGAGCCCCGACGAUGCACGGAGCGCUAUCCAGCAGUUCAACGGCUACGACUGGCAAGGCCGCAUGCUCGAAGUUCGCGAAGACCGCUUUGCCGGUGGCGGCGGCAUGGGCUUUGGUGGCCGUGGAGGAUACGGCGGCGGCAUGCGCGGUGGUUUCGGCGGCGGCUUUGGAGGUCGCGGCGGCUUCGGUGGACGUGGAGGAUUUGGCGGAGGCUUCGGUGGACGUGGGGGCUUCGGCGGCGCUGGAGGACCUGGUGUAGGUGCCGGGGGUGGUGGCGACUUCGGUGCUGCCGCUCCGCCAACCGUACUCCCCAAUCCCUUCACCGAUAACGCAACUGCCGGCACGGAAAAGGGCGAGAUCAUAUACGUUCGAAAUCUCCCUUGGUCGACUAGCAAUGACGACCUAGUCGAGCUCUUUACGACGAUUGGCAAGGUGGAACAGGCCGAGAUUCAGUAUGAGCCUAGCGGCAGAUCUCGAGGCACCGGCGUGGUUCGUUUUGACUCUGCCGACACUGCUGAGACGGCAAUCGCCAAGUUCCAGGGCUACCAGUAUGGUGGUCGACCGCUCAACCUGAGCUUCGUCAAAUACCUGAACCAGCCCGGAAGCGACAGCAUGGAAACCGACGCUCAUGCUGGCUUGACACAGGACCAGAUCAUGUAG